Molecule: messenger RNA, 1262 nt
Organism: Botrytis byssoidea
Lineage: Eukaryota; Fungi; Ascomycota; Leotiomycetes; Helotiales; Sclerotiniaceae
Exons: 2
Coding region: 1-897 (298 amino acids)
Biological process (GO): translation
Cellular component (GO): mitochondrial large ribosomal subunit
Molecular function (GO): structural constituent of ribosome
Source: RefSeq, a predicted model, not a curated record
AUGCCUCCACGAUUACCAGCGCUAACUUCUUAUUGUCGCUCGGCGCCAACUUUGGCCACACCUUUGGCUGCAUUCCUUGCACCGUUGAUGCAAACCCGGAACGCCUCGAUCCUUUCAUCUUUGUCGGACAACUCUGGGGCAUAUAAUAAACGUAUACGAAGAGGUCGAGGUCCAUCUUCGGGAAAGGGAAAGACAUCAGGACGUGGUCAUAAGGGUCAGAAGCAGCAUGGAAAAGUACCAGCACGAUUUCAAGGUGGUCAAACACCACAAGAUGUUGUUCAUGGUGUGAGAGGAUUUGAGAAUCAUUUCUCCGUUGAUAUGUCCCCAAUAAAUCUUAAUCGCAUACAAGAAUGGAUUGAUCAAGGUCGGCUUGAUCCCACACGGCCCAUCACUUUGAAGGAAUUGGCCGAUUCUCGAUGUUUACACGGAGUAAAGGAUGGAGUAAAGCUCUUAGCGAGAGGAAAGGAGGAGUUGAAGACGCCUAUUAAUAUUCUGGUAUCUCGCGCUUCGGCGACGGCAAUCGAGGCAGUGGAGGCGCUUGGAGGAACAGUCACAACUAGAUUCUAUACAAAACCAGCGAUCAAGAGACUUUUAGCGGGGGAAUCUGUCUCUAGUUCCGUUCCACUCUCAGCAAUCGACGCCCAAUUAGUUAGCGACUCUCCAAUCCUCACAGCCGCCGCCGCUGCUUCACCAUUCUCGUACCGUCUGCCAGAUCCCACAAGUCGUAAAGACAUCGAAUACUAUAGAGAUCCGGCGCACAGGGGCUACCUAAGUCAUACCGUCGAGGAGGGACAAGGACCAAGUUUGUUCUUUAGGGCUCCACGAACUGGAAAUUUCCAAAAGAAAUCGAAGAAGACAGGUACAGGUGCUGCAGCGAGUGCCAACAGGAUAUGGUAAAUGGUAAAUGUUGCCAUUGUAUGUUAAAUAUAAGGAAUGGCUAUGACGUAUUCCGAUAUGGAUCGAGCAAGAUUUUUGCAAGAUUUUUGGUGACAAUACGCCAUUCUUUGAAUCAUCUCCAAAGAGCUGAAGGCAAAAGAUGUUGUUGAUUCAUUCCGACUAUGGCAAUCUUCUUAUCCCUCAAUGAGUGUAUCACACUCUGAAUUGUCGAGGACGAAACAUAGAGCCAGGUGCUCGAGUCUCAUCCUGCACUGGUAUGGUUUAAAGCUUUACAGCUAGGUCGUAUUUUAUCACGAAAUAAAAGUUUACAUGUGUAAUGAACCCUCAAAUACUACCCUGCACCCGCAGACCGAAUAUAAUAGUGA